Engraulis encrasicolus (European anchovy) is the source of this 1692-nucleotide messenger RNA. RefSeq lists its product as uncharacterized. The transcript is spliced from 9 exons. The coding region runs from base 1 to 1692 and encodes 563 amino acids. Lineage: Eukaryota; Metazoa; Chordata; Actinopteri; Clupeiformes; Engraulidae. The record is from RefSeq and is a predicted model, not a curated record. Gene Ontology annotation, biological process: intracellular signal transduction. Gene Ontology annotation, molecular function: growth factor activity.
AUGGAGGAGUUUGUGUCCAAGAGGAGACCACCCUCUCCUGUACCUUCCUGUGUGUCUAUGAAGAGUGACCAGUCCAAGAUGUCAGCAGGGAUUAAUUUUAAAGAAGGGGACUCUUCACCCCAACAGAUGGAGGAGUCUGUCUCUGAGGGGAGACCACCCUCUCCUGUACCCACCUGUGUGUCUAUGAAGAGUGACCAGUCCAAGAUGUCAGCAGGGAUUAAUUUUAAAGAAGGGAACUCUUCACCCCAACAGAUGCAGGUGUCUGUGUCCAAGAGGAGACCACCCUCUCCUGUACCCACCUGUGUGUCUAUGAAGAGUGACCAGUCCAAGAUGUCAGCAGGGAUUAAUUUUAAAGAAGGGGACUCUUCAGCCCAACACUCAAGCCAGCAUACGGAAUUCCACUCUGCUGCAGUCAACCCUUGUGAUCCCCUGAAUACACGGCAGUCCAGUCAAUCAGAUGUCAGACUUCCAGGACAUGGCCAGCUUUAUGAUCACAGACAGCAACGUGAUCAUGUGCAAGAAAUGCUGCAGACCCACAAGUCUCAUCUGCAGAAGAGGUUUCAGUGUCUGAUUGAGGGCAGCAUAGAGCAGGGAAGCUCCACAGAACUGAAUAAGGUCUACACAGAUCUUUACAUCACAAAGGGGGGAAGGGGAAAGGUCAAUGAAGAACACGAGGUCAAUGACAGAUACAGUCACCAGAAAAACAAGUAUAUUCAGAGACAUGAUCAUGAACAUGAAGUCAGACAGCUAGAGGGAGCAUCCUGGAGAGAAGAGAAAUUAGGCAGACCAAUCAAAUGCAGUGACCUCUUUAAACCCGGAUCUGGAAAAGACAUAUCCAUCAGAUCAGUGCUGACUAAGGGAGUGGCUGGCAUUGGAAAAACGGUCUCUGUGCAGAAGUUCAUCCUGGACUGGGCUGAAGGGAAAGCCAAUCAGGAUGUCCACUUCAUAUUUCCUUUUCUUUUCCGGGAGCUGAACCUGAUGAAGGAGAACAAACUCAGUCUGGUGGGUCUUAUCCAGUACUUUUACCCCAAGAUAGAAGCAGAACAAAUACUCACCAGUUCAAAGCACAGAGUGUUGUUCAUCUUUGAUGGUCUGGAUGAGUGUCGACUUCCUCUUCAGUUCAGCCACAGGUCAAAGUGUUGUAAUGUGACAGAGCAGACGGAGCACAACGACUCCAGCGUUGUCGGAGUCGCCCAGGUCCGCGUGGGUUUCACCUCGCCGAACAGCAUACGAGAAUCCUCUUCACAACUUGACUUUUACUCCGUUCUUCCGGCACAAGGAAUGGAACUGGAAACGUGCGACGGCUGUAGAGAGGAGCUGUUUACGGCGGAGUGUAAGUUUAAGGAGAGUGUGUUUGAGAACUACUACGUGAUCUACUCGUCGCUGCUGUACCGGCAGCAGGAGAGCGGCAGGGCCUGGUUCCUCGGGCUCAACAAGGACGGACAGACUAUGAAGGGCAACCGCGUCAAGAAGACCAAGCCCGCCGCACACUUCCUGCCCAAGCCCAUAGAAGUUGCGAUGUAUCGAGAGCCCUCGCUACACGACGUUGGGGAGGUUCCCCCCUCCAAGGCCACUCCUCCCCCUAACCCCGCCCCUAACCCCGCCCCUCCCUCUCAGCCCACCAAGAGCACAAGUGACCCCAUCAUGAUGAACGGCGGCAAGCCAAUCAACAAGCCCGAUAAAGAGACAUAG